Messenger RNA from Marasmius oreades (fairy-ring Marasmius), 2900 nucleotides. RefSeq lists its product as uncharacterized. Gene Ontology annotation, biological process: protein phosphorylation. Bases 83 to 2848 code for a protein of 921 amino acids. Lineage: Eukaryota; Fungi; Basidiomycota; Agaricomycetes; Agaricales; Marasmiaceae. Gene Ontology annotation, molecular function: protein kinase activity; guanyl-nucleotide exchange factor activity; ATP binding. The transcript has 15 exons. The record is from RefSeq and is a predicted model, not a curated record.
CCAUCGUUUGAAGGGACCACGGUUUACUCUGUUUCCUGGCGAAACCAGUUUUGAAGCACUCCUCCAUGCGAACCAACGUUCGAUGACCGUGCAACUUCGUAUUUUGGGCGUACCAUCAGCCCAGCUGCGUUUGGAAAGCAAAAAAGUCUACUUUAAACUCCGACGAAUACUGGAAUUCAAGCAUUGGUUGGAAUACACUCAAGCGUACUGUCACAGGAAGGAAGAGCCACCAUACAAGCUAUUAUUCGACUGUUUCGCACUGGGUGCGUCCCUAGGCGUUCUACUCGACCUACUGGGAUCACCCGCACCGCGCCAUCUCAAUGUCGAUGUAGAGACGUUUGAUUUCAUUGGAGUUUCGCUGGCCGAGCGUGAAAAGUUCUUUUCAAGUUUUCUUUACAGGCUGCAGUUGUUGGAAGUGCAGGGGAGACUUCCUUUCGGGGAGGUUUUACGACCGGAGGAUUUAUUUGGGGGUUCUACUGCAGGGUUUCUGAAGGUAUUGAAAACAGUAUCAAGAAUUAUGGACGCCCUACAUGCGUCUUACCCUGGUUUGUUCUCCGUGCCCGACGGCUACCAAACUAUGAGAAGAGAGAGGGUGCAUGAACUUAUGGAAACGGAGCGCGUUCAUGUUUCCUUUCUGAAGAUGGUCGUUAAUUCGACUGCCGCACUUUCUUCAGGCAGCAAGUCAUAUGAAAGGGCGCUAGAAGGCCUUGUUAUGAAUAUUACUCGACUUCGCCAGUAUCAUGAUCGUGUUUUUCAAAAAUUGGAAUCCUUUACUACGACAGGUCAAUUACUGGAGCAGUGGGAACAAUUUUUUGGGUUCAAUGAUCAAGCUACCAGGUACAAUAUCGCGACAUUCUAUCGCUCGCUUUGUGUCAAUUAUAUCACGCUACAUGAUUAUUUGUAUGAACAGAUGGAUCAGCUCGAGCCGGUUCUGGCUGGUCAUGCUCAAAUUCUUCUCGAUGUUCUCUGUCAUAUUCCGUCCCGUAUUUCCGACUAUCUCUUAAAGUUGCAAAACAUCCUGGCCCUCAGCAUCCCAACUCCGCCCGCCCCGCUCCACUGCCCUCUAAACGCUUUUGAUUCCCUGUGCACAACUAUUUUCUAUUUUGAGGAAAUUUUUAACACCGUUGAUGAGAUUUCCCGACAAUUGCGGACGGUCCAUGCCGCCCAUAUCAUCAGACGGCGUGCUUUUCACUGGUCUAAUAACGUUGACCUUGAUGACCUCGGAAACCUUCUUCUGGAUGAUAACCUCGAAAUACAGGAGUCUGGGACGGUGUACGACGUGUUCCUGUUCGAAGCAAUGUUGCUAUGUUGUUCAAGAGGCCAGAAAUCGCGAACCACAGAAUCUCGCAAUGCAGCGAAUGAAUAUGCGCCGGUUUAUCCUAUCAGACCUUGGGUGUUUGGACCGGCGCUCAGGAAGACUUUCCCACUCAACUUGGAGUACGCCAUACCGACACGGAAUGUGAAACUGUUGAGAAUAUAUAGAUCAAACGGUUUCGACCUGGAAUGGUCUGAUGACAGGGGACGUUCACAUUCCCUCGGAUUUGUUUCUUCAUACGAAGCGCAACACGAACAAUGGUGCUCGAUUCUGCAACUUUUUGCGCUGUCUACGCUACAUGAGGAAGAGAGCGAACCGGAGUCGGAUAGCCUUGAGGAGCAAGCUGAAGUUGUAGUUUCUGACAAUGUGAUUUUCUCAGAAGAAGAAUGUUGUGAUGGAAGACGUCGCACUCGCCCACGUCCAUGGAGUCUCAUUGCGCGCAAAGGCCCACGCUCGGAGGCGUCUUCCGUUAUGCGUCAAGCUGUUCACGAGAACGAAACACUGCUUAGUCCAACCCUUCUUCCAACCCUCUUCGAUAAAUCAUUAUCGAUGAACGAAACUGAACCACUCGAGUUGGAAACGUCUGCUCCCUUUACAUUCACCCACUCACCAGAGAUUUGUUCCCUAGAUGACCCGGAACUACUUGCAAUUCCCGAUCUUACUGGCCAUGUUACAAAGGACGGAAGGUUCCCCGAGGCGCAUGGCGGUUUCGCAGACGUCUGGAAAGGUACGUGGCAUAAUGCUAGCUGCGAAGUAAAGGUCGCUGUGAAGGUGCUGAGGUGUCGGCUUGGCAAUCCUGAAAUAGAGAAGAUGAAGAAGAAACUCGAAAAAGAACUGAGGGUUUGGACGAAGCUUGAUCAUCCAAAUGUGGUGGCGCUGUACGGUACGGUGUCAGAUUUUGGACCUUUCCAGUCCAUGGUAUGCCCUUGGCUGGAGAACGGGACCGUCAGUCAGUAUAUGGAGCGCUGUGGUGAUAUUCUUUCCAUCACCGAUCGACUCCAGCUGCUUUGCGAAGUUGCGGAAGGGCUCAAUUAUCUACAUUCCUUCGGCAUCGUGCAUGGAGAUUUGACUGGUUCUAAUGUUCUGAUCGACAACAAAGGGCGAGCGUGUCUCGGUGAUUUUGGCUUAUCUAGCCUGAUGGCCGACUUUCACGACGGUCACUUCAGUUCAAAUUUUGGCGGGGCAGUGCGGUGGGCAGACGCCUCUUUCUACAAGCUUGAGUAUGAAGAGGAUCAGAUGCCAAGACUAACUACCCGUAGCGAUAUAUAUUCGCUUGGAAGUGUUAUCCUUGAGAUCCUCUCUGGGCGCAUACCUUAUCACUAUGUUAGGAGUGACGCUCAAGUCGUUAUUGAAUUGCACAAGGGCAACAAACCACGACGACCCGCACCCUCAUUUGUGACUGACGCACAAUGGGCUUUGAUAGCUAGAUGUUGGGCGGAGUUCCCGGAGGAGAGGCCGAAUGUGAAGCAAGUUCUACACGAUCUACAGGUUCUGCAUCGUGUCAGUUUGGAAUUCCGGCGACACACUGCUUAAAAUCAUUGUCUUAUUUGUGAUUCAUCCACUCUUUGUUGAUUAUGGACUAAAC